UGGAGUAAAUGCAAAUUAAAUUAUUAUUAUAUUUUUUGUAAGAAUGCAAAAUAGCAAAUUAGGGCUUGGCUUUUACUCGCUUUUUAAAUAUACGCCCGUACACGGAAAGGCACGAAAUAAAAAGAAAAUAUAAUAUCCGAAUUAAAAUAUAACUAAUAUUCAGAAUUCUCGCAUUUCUCAGAAAAAGGGCUUCGGAGCCGCUCUGCGUUUUCGUUCCGGAACCCUAGAAUUUCCGCGUCGGCGUAAUUUUCCUGAAUUAUUGAGGCUGGUUUGAUGGGAUUUUAGUACAAGUGCAAAACUGCAAAUUAUUAUUAUUAUUUUUAAAUUUAAAAAAAGAAAAAAAGAAAGAAAAAAAAGAUGUCGGGAUCUGAGACAGGAGUGAUGACGAGUAGAGAGCCGUUCAGCGUCGGUGGUCUGCAGAAGAGUCCGCUGCAAUCACAGGCCGCCAUACAGAACAUGCGCUUGAACUUCAGUCCUGACGGCUCUGCUGCUGCUGCUCUCUACAAGCCUGUCGCCGCCGCCACCUCGCCCACUUACCAAUCCUCUGCCGCUGCCGGCGGUUCUGCUCCUGUUCCGUUAGCUGCCGGCGAGGGUUCACCAGGUGCUGCUGUUAUGGCCCCUGCUCCUGCUGCUGCUGGGCUUAACAUGAACAUGGGUAGCGAGCCAAUGAAGAGGAAGAGAGGGAGGCCCAGGAAGUAUGGGCCAGAUGGCACCAUGGCACUGUCUCUCUCACCUUCAGCUGCGUCUGUCACCGUAACCCAGUCCAGUGGUGGAGCCUUUUCUCCUCCUCCUCCUCAUCCUCCUCCUCCAUCUGUAGGUUCUGCUUCACCCACUUCCAUCAAGAAAGCCAGAGGCAGACCACCUGGUUCUACCAAGAAGCAACAAUUGGAUGCUUUGGGAUCUGUGGGGUUUGGAUUUUCGCCACAUGUUAUCACUGUAAAAGCUGGAGAGGAUGUAUCGGCAAAAAUAAUGUCAUUUUCUCAGAAUGGUCCUAGGGCUGUUUGCAUCUUGUCUGCAAAUGGAGCCAUUUCUAAUGUGACUCUUCGCCAACCAGCCACAUCUGGUGGAACUGUAACAUACGAGGGGAGGUUUGAAAUUCUAACACUUUCUGGCUCAUUUCUUCUAUCUGAAAGUAGUGGCCAGCGGAGUAGAACUGGGGGCUUAAGUGUGUCAUUAUCUGGCCCAGAUGGUCGAGUUUUAGGUGGUGGUGUGGCAGGUCUUCUGACAGCUGCCUCCCCUGUUCAGGUAGUAGUUGGGAGCUUUGUUGCAGAUGGUCGGAAAGAACCAAAGACAACAAACCAAUUGGAGCCUGUAGCACCGAAACUUGCACCGAGUAGUGGGCCAACAGGGGCCAGUAGCCCCCAGUCACGCGGAACGCUCAGUGAAUCUUCAGGCGGACCUGGAAGUCCGCUUAACCAGAGUACAGGAGGCUGCAAUAACAGUAACCCGCAAGGCAUGUCUAGCAUGCCAUGGAAGUGAAGCUUUCAUAACUCCAGCCUUUUCACUAAUUUGUGUAGUAGGCAAGAUCAGGAUCAGCAAUGUUGUGUUUCUUAACUUUAUUCGGAGUCUCGAGGGCACCCUGUUGUAGUUUCAACCUUGUGUAAUGUAUGUUUAGUAGAAUAAGAACUGUAUAAUACUGCUUGACCUUAUAGGAUGUCGGCAGCUGAAAGUGUCAACCAGGUAACAAGAGGUGUUUGUGAAAUAGAAAUUAGAUUAAGCCUUGUGCUUUUAGGACUUGGUAGGAUUAGGAUGAGUUGGUGAUCUAGUUGUUUAUCAUGUGUUGGCUUCUUGUAAUCUUUGUAGACCCUUCCUUCAGAUAUGCUCAGCUUCACCUUAUUCUCGAAUGAUAAGAUGGUAAAUGGUGCCAAUUUGAUUCUAACCAUUCUGUUUUG
Prunus persica (peach) is the source of this 1892-nucleotide messenger RNA. Its product is annotated as AT-hook motif nuclear-localized protein 10. Gene Ontology annotation, molecular function: minor groove of adenine-thymine-rich DNA binding. NCBI's taxonomy places the organism in Eukaryota, Viridiplantae, Streptophyta, Magnoliopsida, Rosales, Rosaceae. The coding region runs from base 358 to 1479 and encodes 373 amino acids. The transcript is spliced from 6 exons. The record is from RefSeq and is a predicted model, not a curated record.